Molecule: messenger RNA, 942 nt
Organism: Trifolium pratense (red clover)
Lineage: Eukaryota; Viridiplantae; Streptophyta; Magnoliopsida; Fabales; Fabaceae
Product: DNA-directed RNA polymerase V subunit 7-like
Exons: 2
Coding region: 174-716 (180 amino acids)
Biological process (GO): DNA-templated transcription initiation
Molecular function (GO): single-stranded RNA binding; single-stranded DNA binding
Source: RefSeq, a predicted model, not a curated record
AAGAAAAUAAAAAUAAAACAAAAAAGUAGUUAUUGGAGUAGGGGCUUAGGCCCAAAUAAAAGUAAAGUAAGAAACCCUAACAACAAUACUCUUCUCUCCUGCCGCGUUCCUCUCUCUUCGCAGCCGUGAUCUCCCUCGCCGAUCUUCACUCCGAAGUUAUUGCAGACAGCACAAUGUUUCUCAAAGUGCAGCUUCCUUGGAAUGUCAUCAUUGCUGCAGAGAACCUGAAGCCAGGAAGUCUCAUGCUUCAACGGGCAAUCCUCAUCCGCCUUCUAAGCGACUUUGCAGUAAAAAAGGCAACGAAGGAUAUGGGAUACUUCCUUGCAGUGACUACGCUGGAUAAAAUAGGAGAGGGGAAAGUCAGACAGCAUACUGGGGAUGUACUCUUCCCUGUUAUUUUUAAUGCUGUUACCUUUAAGGUUUUCAAGGGCGAGGUGUUAGAGGGUGUUGUCCACAAGGUGCUGAAGCAUGGGGUUUUCCUGCGAAUUGGUCCAAUUGAGAAUGCCUAUCUCUCAAGUAGCAAGAUGCCAGGAUAUGUGUAUGUUCUAGGUGAAAACCCAUACUUCAUGAGUCAGAAAAAUCACAAGAUUGCAAAGGAUGUGGUAGUUCGAGUUGUAGUGAUUGGUACAAAGUGGAUGGAGGCAGAGAGGGAGUUUCAGGCAUUGGUCGGCUUGGAAGGAGAUUAUCUAGGACCAAUUUCAUCCCCUGAUAUGUAGCUAUGUUUUCUUGUAGCAAAACAUUGUAGUCUUAGGUUUCUUAAUGAAAGCAAUUUGCUGUUGGGUUUCAUUGUUUUGCUUUCUUGGUCUCUAAAUCAUGGAACCCAUUAAUCAACUUAAAUGCAGUGGGGUUUAGUCUGUAAAUAAAAGAUUUGUUAUGUAGUAUAUGCCUAUUGUUCUGUAAUGUGAUCACUCUUUAUCAUUUGACUAUACACUGUUUACUUAA